CAUGAAUACUUGAGGUGCACCAACUAUGCGUCAUUCUGUGUACUGGCGAAUACUUCUGUUUUGUCUGUGUUCAGUUGUAUCAGGUCUAGACAAAUCAUCAGUGCGCUUGGUGAACGGUUCAAACGACCACGAAGGAAGAGUUGAAAUAUUGCAUGACGGACAAUGGGGUUCAAUCUGUGAUGACGGAUUUAAUGACAACGGGGCUCAGGUUGUCUGUCGCAGCUUAGGAUUCCAGAGUUUCAAUGCAAAAUUCUAUCGUCAAGCUCACUUCGGACAAAGAACAGGGCCGAUCUGGCUUGAUAAUGUUAACUGUACGGGCAGCGAACAAAACCUGGAUCAGUGUUCUUUCCCUGCCUGGGGAAUACACGACUGUGUACACAAAGAAGACGUCGGAGUCAGAUGUCAGUGUCUAGACAAAUCAUCAGUGCGCUUGGUGAACGGUUCAAACGACCACGAAGGAAGAGUUGAAAUAUUGCAUGACGGACAAUGGGGUUCAAUCUGUGAUGACGGAUUUAAUGACAACGGGGCUCAGGUUGUCUGUCGCAGCUUAGGAUUCCAGAGUUUCAAUGCAAAAUUCUAUCGUCAAGCUCACUUCGGACAAAGAACAGGGCCGAUCUGGCUUGAUAAUGUUAACUGUACGGGCAGCGAACAAAACCUGGAUCAGUGUUCUUUCCCUAGCUGGGGAAUACACGACUGUGUACACAAAGAAGACGUCGGAGUCAGAUGUCAGUUACCUGUACGGUUAGUGAACGGAUCAGACAUUUCAAGCCAAGGUAGAGUUGAGAUCCAGAUCAACGGAACAUGGGGAACUGUCUGUGAUGAUGGAUUUGAUAGCAGGGCUGCUGCAGUCAUCUGCGCCAUGAUGGGAUUCAGUCGAUAUCUAGCUCGUGCUGUUUCGAAUGCUGGUUAUGGACAAGGUGUUGGACCAAUCUUCUUCGACCACUUAGCUUGCAGAGGGAAUGAGUCACUCGUCACAGAUUGCCCAGGGAAUCCUGUUGGACAACACAACUGUACGCACUCUGAAGAUGCAGGUGUCAUAUGUCAGACAAUUGGUGUACGUCUGGUUAACGGUUCUACCAGAAAUGAUGGAAGAGUUGAAGUAUUAUAUAAGGAUAAAUGGGGUUCAAUCUGUGAUGACGGUUUUGAUCAGGCCGAGGCGGAGGUUGUUUGUCGCAUUCUGUCAUUGCCAAGUCAUAAUGCAAAGUCAUAUGGAAGUGGUCACUUUGGACGAAGUAUGGGACCGAUAUGGCUUGACGAUGUUGACUGUGUGGGGUCUGAACAAUAUCUGGAUCAAUGUUCUUUCAGUGGCUGGGCCAAAUCCAACUGUAGCCAUGAGGAGGACGUUGGUGUCAGCUGUCAGUUUGGUCCAGACUCUGUUAAAGUUAGUCCACUACCACCUGGGUAUGUAGCAGAAGGACAGAGUCUGACUGUAACGUGUGUUGCUGACUGUCAUCCACCAUGCCACUAUUACUGGACACAAGGGAGUCAACACAUCACAUUCAGACCGGUGUUAACACUAUCAAACAUCAACAUGAGUCAGUCGGAUAAUACUUACACGUGUACUGCAAAGAAUAUUGGCACAGAUGUAUCUAGAAGUAAAGAGUUCUUGCUAAUAGUUCAUAGUACACCAAGUAUUCCCUCUAACAUCAGCACACGCAGCAUCGGUCCAACUGUUGUGUCUAUAACGUGGGUAGAGGAAUUCAAUGGUGGAUCAACACAGAUGUUUUUUGUACAAUACCGAGGAUAUGCAACAUCGCAGUGGACGAAUUUUACUGAAAUAGUUUCUGAAAGAGGUAUCGGCAUAAAGCACACUAUUGUGAUAUCAGAUCUACAUCCAAAGACGAGAUAUCUGGUGCGAGUUCUGGCCUUCAACAAAUAUGGAUACAAAGACUUCACAGAGGAUCAGGAAAUUUUGACAGCAGGCGUGUCUGAUGGAUUGAACCUUUUAGCAGUGGCAGUAGGCAGUGGAUCAGGAUUCAUCAUUUUGAUUCUGCUUCUUAUUGGGAUUAUUUCGGUCUGUCAAAGAAGAAAAACUAAAGAAAAAGCCAGUGAAGAUAUUACAUGUGAUUCAAGCCAGCCAAACACUAGGUUACAGAGAGUCAGGGAACAUUGCAACCAAACUUAUGAACAUGAUAGAACGGAUGCUAUUGUGAGAACUGCGUGCGACGAGGAACCACCAUACGAUACAUUGAUACUUACCGAAGACCUAACACAAGAUAGCAGCACGGAUGUUAUUGUGGGAACUGCGUGCGACGAGGAAGCAUUAUACAAUAUAUUCAUAGUUAACGAAGACCUAACACGAGAUAGCAGCACGGUUGCUAUUGUGAGAACUGCGUGCGACGAGGAACCACCAUACGAUACAUUGAUAGUUAACGAAGACCUAACACAAGUUUUCAGACUGAGACCAAAAUAGUGACAACAAGAAGCAGAAUCAAGAUGAUGAAUCCUAAUCCACUGCCUACUGCGACUGCUACAAGGUUCAGUUCAUCAGACACGCCUGGAAUUAAA
This is a messenger RNA of Gigantopelta aegis, 2508 nucleotides long. RefSeq names its product deleted in malignant brain tumors 1 protein-like. The coding region runs from base 26 to 2413 and encodes 795 amino acids. Gene Ontology annotation, molecular function: protein binding. Gene Ontology annotation, cellular component: membrane. The record is from RefSeq and is a predicted model, not a curated record. Lineage: Eukaryota; Metazoa; Mollusca; Gastropoda; Neomphalida; Peltospiridae. The transcript has 19 exons.